Candidula unifasciata is the source of this 1209-nucleotide messenger RNA. NCBI's taxonomy places the organism in Eukaryota, Metazoa, Mollusca, Gastropoda, Stylommatophora, Geomitridae. The record is from the annotation of a GenBank genome assembly.
AUGGACCUGAACUCUACCAACCCCACCUAUGACUUUACAGAUGUCAUUAUUUUUUCGACAGUCAGUCCAGAGUACAACACGACAGGAAAUGCCAGCAUCGAAAACGACCUGGGUCGACAAGUCACUCUAGGAAUCUUCUUCGGGUUAAGCAUUUUGACAGCAAUUGGGGGAAACCUGCUAGUCUGCACAGCCGUCUUCACUGACAGGCGACUCAAGAGGUUUAAAAACAACUACUUUAUCGUGUCCUUAGCGGUUGCAGAUCUUCUUGUCUCUGGUGUAGUUAUGACUUUUGCUAUGGUCAACGAUAUCCAACAAAAGUGGAUUUUUGGUGGAGUUUUCUGUCGCAUUUGGAUUUCAUUCGACGUCAUGUGUUCGACGGCGUCAAUCCUUAACCUGUGCGUAAUCAGUUUUGAUCGCUACAAGCAUAUACAAAAUGCUAUGUACUACGAUAUGUGGAUGACUACAAGGAAAGCAUUGACGUUUAUCGCUGCUGUAUGGUUUUUAUCAGCCCUCAUAUCCUUCCUACCAAUUCAGCUGGGCUGGCACCAAGGCUCUGUUUACGAUAACAGUAGCAUCGGAAACGACGACGAAUGCAUAAUUAAACUAAAUUUUAUCUACGCAAUCGUUUCAUCAACUAUUAGUUUUUAUGCACCGUGUUUAGUCAUGAUGAUCCUUUAUUUUCGUCUUUUUCUGUUCGCAAGAAGCCAUGCAAUCAGUAUAAAAAGCCAGAAACUGCCAGCGAUUUCAUCACCCGUAGACCGCAAAAGCAACAUCAGCAAUGGCUCAAACCGGAACUCACAAAAGACCUCUGACCACAAAGCAGCCUUCACUCUUGGCGUUAUUACAGGAGUGUUUCUUGGCUGUUGGCUUCCAUUCUUUAUCAUUAACCCUAUUAAUGCCUACGACCCAACACUUGUGCAUCCCAAUGUGUUCGUAGUCUCUACAUGGCUUGGGUAUGUCAAUUCCUGUCUUAAUCCUAUCAUUUACAGCAUUUUUAACACAGAAUUCAGAGAAGCAUUUAAACGGAUUCUAUGUCUUCGAACAUGUAACUGGAACCAGAACUAUCUUCCUUCUGUUGUGAGGACAAAUAGCAAGCGGACUAAGUUCAAAAAGGCGGAUUACGACCCACAGCCUUCUUCGGAUAAUGGAUCAAUGUUACGCAAGACGAGCAGAGACCAUCUGUUUAAUGAAAAGAUCACCCCGUUGUGA